This is a messenger RNA of Hibiscus syriacus, 803 nucleotides long. RefSeq lists its product as uncharacterized. Lineage: Eukaryota; Viridiplantae; Streptophyta; Magnoliopsida; Malvales; Malvaceae. The record is from RefSeq and is a predicted model, not a curated record. The transcript has a single exon. The coding region runs from base 72 to 698 and encodes 208 amino acids.
UCUCUAAAUCCCUAAAAUUUCCCCCUUUUCCAAUUCAAUUCAUCCCCUUUCUCUUCCCCCACUCUUAUCUAAUGGAUAUAUCUUUAAUUUGUGAUACGUUAACGGUAGCCACCUCCAACGUCGUGGGGUUUGCGAAUUUGAUUCUCGAUCCCCACCAUCAAUUCGCCGCAAACGUUUGUCUUUCCCUCUCCUCCGAUUAUUCCUCUGAUAAUCUUGGAAUUCUUCAGGUAACCGCCGGAAUGGUCCCCUUCGACGCCGUUGCACCUCCUCCCACCAAGCCUAAUUCCUAUAAGACGUUACCUCGAACUCUCCUUCGCAGAAAGCGUCGCACCAAGCGGAUGUUAUUCGGCGGGGAAGACUCUAACGACGGCGAUGUUCACGGCUUCUUCUUCAGUAGUGACGGCAGCGAUGGGUACGGUCCGUUUGGCGGUGGAGGUGGAGGGAGCAAUUGGGGUGGUAGUGGUUGGAAUUUUGGUGAGUUUGGAGGGCAAAAUUGGGAUGAUUCGUCGUUGUCAUCCCCAUGGACUGUAAAUGCUAUGGAUUUUAUGUAUGAAGUGAUUUUCUGGAUUGCGUUGUCGAAUUGCGUGCACUUUGCGUUUAAGAAGGUGGUUAGAAUUGUGGCAAAUGGUAUCGGGGAAGCAGGAGAAAGGGAAAAGGUUCCAAUGAGAUUGAUUUCAGUUUGCCGAUAUGCAGAUUAAUUGGGUAUUUUAAGAUUUCUGCCAUUUAUGUACCAAAUUCAAGUUCAAAUGUAUAUAUGGUUGUAUAUAUAUAUACUUAUCAUCUUUAUGGAUUGUUUAUAAUCA